AUGGGCAUUCUGGAGAAAAUCGCGGAAAUAGAGAGAGAAAUUUCUCGGACACAGAAAAAUAAAGCCACCGAGUACCAUCUGGGUUUGCUGAAGGCCAAGUUAGCCAAAUACAGAGCCCAGCUUCUGGAACCCUCCAAGUCAGCGGGGGCCAAAGGCGAGGGUUUCGAUGUUAUGAAAUCAGGAGAUGCUCGAGUUGCUCUCAUAGGUUUCCCCUCUGUGGGUAAGUCCACCUUUCUCAGCUUAAUGACAUCAACGGCCAGUGAAGCAGCGUCCUACGAGUUCACCACACUCACUUGCAUACCUGGUGUUAUCGAGUACAAGGGGGCCAACAUCCAGUUGCUUGAUCUGCCAGGAAUCAUAGAGGGCGCUGCCCAAGGGAAAGGAAGAGGUCGACAAGUCAUCGCCGUUGCCAGAACGGCAGAUGUUGUCAUCAUGAUGCUGGACGCCACCAAAGGAGACGUUCAGAGGGAACUUCUAGAGAAAGAGCUGGAGUCGGUGGGCAUCAGGCUCAACAGGACAAAGCCAAAUAUUUAUUUUAAGCCCAAGAAAGGAGGCGGCCUCUCCUACAACUCCACGGUUCCUCUCACCCACUGCUCAGAGAAGCUCGUCCAGCUCAUCCUCCACGAAUACAAAAUCUUUAACGCAGAAGUGCUCUUCAGAGAGGACAGCACGCCGGACGAGUUCAUCGACGUGAUCGUGGGGAACAGAGUUUACAUGCCUUGUCUUUAUGUGUACAACAAGGUGGACCAGAUCUCCAUCGAGGAGGUGGACCGGCUGGCACGCAGAGCCCACAGUGUUGUGGUCAGCUGUGGCAUGAAGCUGAACUUGGAUUACCUUCUGGAGAGGUUGUGGGAAUACCUGGCGCUGAUCUGCAUUUACACGAAGAAAAGAGGAGAGCGCCCAGACUUUAACGACGCCAUCAUCAUGAGGAGAGGAGCAAGCGUAGAACACGUGUGCCACAGAAUCCACAGAACCUUAGCCAGCCAGUUCAAAUACGCUUUGGUGUGGGGAACCAGUACGAAGUACAGUCCUCAGAGAGUGGGCCUAACACACAUCAUGGAGCACGAAGAUGUCAUCCAAAUAGUUAAGAAGUAA
Messenger RNA from Menidia menidia (Atlantic silverside), 1095 nucleotides. The record is from the annotation of a GenBank genome assembly. Lineage: Eukaryota; Metazoa; Chordata; Actinopteri; Atheriniformes; Atherinopsidae.